CUAUUAUUCCCCCCAUUCCCCGGUGACGCCUACAAUGAUGAAUAGACCAUGGGGUAUGUUACUAUGGUCACCAUCUCUAUUUUUUUUCCUUUUUAUCUCCCUGGAAGCGCAAUGCUUCUGAUCUAUUUAUUCUCAGAAAAAAGAAUUGGCAUGAAGAUAACCAAGGGAUUCAACUUUCUAUAUACACUAUCUGUGGUUAAUGUUCUACAUUAACCAUCAUCAAAUAUAGCAGUAAAUCUGCAGGGGAGAGUUAGCAGGCGGAAUAAUAGACGGAACAACAGCACAGUCAAGUGCCUGGAUGCUUCAACUCUGCACGCUCAUGAGCCCUCUGCUUUCAUUCUGAAGAGCUGUUGUGGAAUAAGACUUUUCAAGAGUAUAUCGGAUUAAACAAACCAGAAAUUUCUCACCAGACAUGGGAAAAAGGAGACUUUUUGGUUAUUUUAACUUGUCUGUAACUUUCAGCAGAUAAAGGACAUUCUUCUACGUUGACAAUACUUUCAGAUUUCGACGUUCUUGCCUAGUAACUCAAAAUAUUAACUCUCAAGUUCAAGCUUCUAGGAUUGCCUGGGAAUUCAUCAGAUAAAAGUGAGAUGUGUUAUGUGGCAGCUCAUCGGACACUGAACCUCACCAUUCUGAAUUAAGUUUUUACCACCACAGAAUAGAAGGAGAGUCUGGAUAAAAGGAACCAGUUAAUUUAUCCAACCUCGGACAAGGGAAAAUGAGUAGCUAAUGCCCAGACAAGCUAUUAUUUCAACUGAAGAUCUCUUAUACUGAUUAGAGAAACACAAACUGAAUACAGAUCUUCUCAAGUAAGUGAUCUCUGCUACUGAUUGGACAGUGUGGAUAGAGAACACAUAUACACUUGAUGUUGGCAUUGCAGAAAAAAACUGUUUGUUAUCACAUCUUGUGGCACCCCAGGCUGGUAUGUGCGGAAAUGCAAGCGCAACUCUUUCUGCCCAAACAUUAGAUUAUCAUAACACUUUUCUGGGAUUAGAAGUGGAGUGAAUAUGAACGUCUCUAUUCAGAUGGCAUCUCAAGACAGCUGCCACCCAGAAUCCGUGCUCAUUCCUGUGCUGUACUCGCUCAUCUUCCUAGUCGGCACAGUUGGUAACAGCCUGGUACUGGCAGUGCUGCUGAGAAAUGGAAAGGUGAUUAAUACAACCAACCUCUUCAUCCUGAAUUUAGGGGUGGCUGACUUGUGUUUCAUCAUUUUCUGUGUUCCCUUUCAAGCCACCAUCUAUACCCUGGACAGUUGGGUCUUUGGACCUUUUAUGUGCAAAGCAGUACACCUCUUCAUAUACCUCACCAUGUAUGCCUCUAGUUUUACCUUGACCACCGUCUCCCUGGACAGGUACCUUGCUAUACGUUAUCCUUUGCGUUCCCGGGAGCUGCGCACCCCAAAGAAUGCACUGUUGGCCAUUACGCUUAUUUGGAGCCUAUCAUUGGUUUUCUCUGGCCCUUACCUAAGCUACUACCAAGAGUUCCAGCUGGCUAACCUCACUGUAUGCCACCCUGUUUGGCAGGAUUCCUACCGCAGGGCCAUGGAUCUUUGCACUUUUUCCUUCAGCUAUGUCAUCCCUGUGCUCAUACUUAGCCUCACCUAUGCUCGUACAAUCCGGUACCUCUGGACUUCUGUGGACCCAAUAGAGGACAUGUCAAAGAGGGCUAAAAGGAGGGUGACGCGUAUGAUUAUUAUUGUCGCUGUGUUGUUCUGUUUGUGUUGGCUUCCUCACCACCUUGUUAUACUUUGUGUCUGGUUUGGAUACUUUCCCCUCAAUAACUUCACAUAUGCUCUUCGUAUUCUCUCACACCUGGUGUCCUAUGCCAAUUCUUGUGUUAAUCCUGUGGUCUAUGCUCUGGUUUCCAAGCAUUUCCGCAAAGGCUUUCGUAAAAUAUUCCGGUGCCUGUUACUCCGGCAGAGGACAGCCAAUAAGGUCCACACUGCACCUGCCACUCAAGCUGGGGUGAGCAUUCUCGAAGGGGCAUGCACAGAAGUGACCCAUAUUAGUGAGGGCCAUCUACACUGCUCUGCUUGUUCUCCUGAUACUGACAGUCCUUGGAAGGAGACUGAGAGAGCUGGGGAUAAGAGGGCCCAAUCAUUCAUCACAUUUAAUGUUACUUAAAUGAGUUGUGGCCUAGAAAUGGGUUACAAGACUCUUCUCAUCUGAUUACCAGUAACAUACAAAUGACUAAAUAGGUUGGAGACUCUAGUUCAGUUACUCCAAGGGCAGAAAUAAUGUCAUCAUUUAAAAAGUGUUUGAAUUAGAAUGAGAACAUAUUGGCAGCGAAUCAGAGUGACGUGUACACAAGUAUAUAGCAUGUGUAUUUUGAAAUAUAUGCACUGUGAAUAUUUUUUUAUCACCAUGCUUGAGACAAUCAGAAUUUAGAUACCUACAUAUUUGCCUUUUUUUAAAGCCGGCAUGUUAUUAUACUCAGCACUUAAUCAUAUAUUUAUAUAAUUGGAGCUGAAAUUUCUGUUAACAGUAACUUUGUGGGGAUAUAUCCAUAGCAAUCUCUAAAUGUUAAACAUGAAUUGUCAUUGUCAUCAGAUUAUAAUGUACCUUGUACAAUAGAAAUAGCUUCCUAUUGUGACUUGCCAUUUGCUCCUUGUGUUCUGUAUGACAUUGGGAUCCAUUGAUCAGGCACUGCCAUCAUCUACAGUAGAUCCUAAUACAUUGGCUGUAAUGUAUGAACACCAUCUGCUUUUACAUGAAAGUGCCUCUUAUAAAAUAAGAAAUUAAGGUAUCCAAAGCUGAAUGUGAUGUCAGCUGAGAUGAUGUUUUCAUUUGCCAGGGCUGUUACAGUAUAAGUUCAUUUGGCUGAUUUAUGAACACAGGUGUUAAAGUGCUCAAGGACAGUUGCCAGCAGCAACCAGUCAGGGCUUUGCUAUUGGGAAAUG
This is a messenger RNA of Xenopus laevis (African clawed frog), 2899 nucleotides long. It is a transcript of the gene galr2.S, whose product is annotated as galanin receptor 2 S homeolog. Gene Ontology annotation, biological process: signal transduction; G protein-coupled receptor signaling pathway. Gene Ontology annotation, cellular component: membrane; plasma membrane. The transcript has 2 exons. Gene Ontology annotation, molecular function: G protein-coupled receptor activity. The coding region runs from base 1008 to 2123 and encodes 371 amino acids. Lineage: Eukaryota; Metazoa; Chordata; Amphibia; Anura; Pipidae. The record is from RefSeq and is a predicted model, not a curated record.